AUGUCUUCAAUAAUCACUGAAAAUACUAGACCAGAACCUGACAAAGUGUUGAAAGACAUUUCAUCAUACAUCCAUGAGUACAAAGUUGACUCUAAAUUAGCAUUUGACACUGCGAAACUAUGUCUUUUAGAUACCCUAGGUUGUGGAUUAGCUGCUUUGAAAUACGAGCAACCGAAAAGAAUCAUUGGACCAGUGGUUCCUGGAACAGUUGUUCCUAAUGGUACAAAAGUUAUUGGAACAUCUCAUCAAUUGGAUCCUGUUCGUGGUGCCUGGAGUAUUGGAACUUUGAUCCGUUGGUUAGAUUAUAAUGAUUGUUGGUUAGCUGCUGAAUGGGGGCAUCCUUCUGAUAACCUUGGUGGGAUUUUAGCUGUUGCUGAUUAUUUAACAAGAGCUAAGAAAAAUGGUGUUGAAGGUCAAAUAUUCACUGUUAAAGAUGUUUUAGAAGGUAUGAUUAAAGCUCAUGAAAUUCAAGGUGUUUUGGCUCUUGAGAAUUCUUUCAAUAAAGUUGGUUUAGAUCAUGUCUUGUUGGUUAAAGUUGCCACUACAGCUGUUGUUUCCAAGAUGCUUGGUUUAAAUUAUGAUCAAACUAUUGAUGCUUUAUCUCAAGCUUUUGUUGAUGGUCAAUCCCUAAGAACUUAUAGACAUGCCCCAAACACAAUGUCUAGAAAAUCAUGGGCCGCUGGUGAUGCCGUUUCAAGAGCUGUUAAUUUAGCUUAUCACGUUAAAAAUGGUGAAGGUGGUAUGCCUUCAAUAUUAUCUGCAAAGACAUGGGGGUUUUAUGAUGUUUUAUUCAAAGGAAAUGAAUUCAAAUUUCAAAGACCUUAUGGAUCUUAUGUUAUGGAAAAUGUUUUGUUUAAAAUUUCAUUCCCUGCAGAAUUUCAUGCUCAAACUGCAGUGGAAGCUGCUUUGACUGUCAAUAAAAAAUUGUCAGAAUUGGGUAAAUCUUAUAAAGAUAUCAAAUCUGUCAAGAUUAGAACUCAAGAAGCUGCUAUGAGAAUUAUUGACAAAAAAGGUCCAUUAUACAAUUAUGCUGAUAGAGAUCAUUGUAUCCAAUAUAUGGUUGCCAUCCCAUUAAUACAUGGUCGUUUAACUGCUGAUGAUUAUAGUGAUUCAAUUGCAUCAAACCCUGACAUUGAUGCCUUGAGAGACAAAAUGUAUUGUGUUGAAGAUAAACAAUUCACUGUUGAUUACCAUGCUCCAGACAAGAGAUAUAUUGGUAAUGCUUUAACUGUGGAAUUGAAUGAUGGUACAACUCUUGAUGAAGUUGUUGUUGAAUUCCCAAUUGGUCAUAGAAAGAGAAGAGAAGAAGGUAAACCUGUUUUGUUGAACAAGUUUGAAAGACAUGUUUCUGAACAUUUUAAUGAUCCUUCAAAAGUUGACAAGAUUUUGAAAGCCAGUUAUUCACCAGAUUUUGAAAAAAUGGAUAUCGAUGAGUAUGUUGAUUUAUAUGUUUGA
Messenger RNA from Hansenula anomala, 1455 nucleotides. RefSeq names its product putative 2-methylcitrate dehydratase (gene PDH1). Bases 1 to 1455 code for a protein of 484 amino acids. Gene Ontology annotation, molecular function: 2 iron, 2 sulfur cluster binding; 2-methylcitrate dehydratase activity. NCBI's taxonomy places the organism in Eukaryota, Fungi, Ascomycota, Saccharomycetes, Phaffomycetales, Wickerhamomycetaceae. The transcript has a single exon. Gene Ontology annotation, cellular component: mitochondrion. The record is from RefSeq and is a predicted model, not a curated record.